AAAAAGGAAAGUUAAGAGAGAAAAUGGGAAAAAAAUGAAGAAUAAUUCUAGCUAACCAAACACAUCAUUAACAUCAGCAACACCAACCAGAGAUUUACUUUUCUCUAAUCCAUCAACCCCUUUUCCUAUCUUUACUCAGUUGGGCCUGUUUUUAGAUUUCAAUCACUUACCCAACUCUGUUAUUCUUGAAAGGGAAUGUUCUCUGAGUUUUGUACAUCAUAGUCCAGAUCUUAAUAUUCUUUGACCUAGCUGAAUAGCUAAAAGAAGAACAAAGGUUAAUGGCAUUAAAUGAUAGAUGAAAAGGAGAUUUAUUCGUCUUGUCAGGAACGAUUUCAUAUAGAGCUUGUAUGUUGGUUUAGGGUGGUGGAAGAUAAGGAUUUGGGGUGUAUGAGAUCUUCACUGGCUCGGUAACAAUUGGUUUUAUCAUCUUUGUUUUGCUGCUUAGACCUUUCAGAUUGAUGAACGUUCUGUUUCGAGAGUGUUUCUAUCAGUAAAACAUUACAACCAGAAGAUUUUAGUUUCAAGUGAUGUUCAAACAGAUACUCAAUAGGCUCCCUAAGAAGCCUUCCAAGUCAGCAGAAAAUCGUGAUGGAGGAAGCUCUGCAUCACCGUCAAAUGCUUCAACUAGUUCUAGAAGCAGCGAUUUGUCUAGUUCGCGGUCAGGAAAUUCGAGUGCCACUACUGUUUCAGGAGUCACUUCUUCAACUCGAGGGCCGAAUCAUGGAAAUAAGCUACCGCAGGCUGUAAAUGCUACGGUGAAUGGAAAUGCAGCGGUUUUUCCGUCUGAGAACUUGCCUAGUUUUAAAGAUGUACCAAGUGCUGAGAAGCAAAACUUGUUCAUCAAAAAGCUGAACUUGUGCUGUGUAUUAUUUGACUUUACUGACCCAACAAAAAACUUGAAAGAAAAAGACAUCAAGCGGCAGACAUUAGUGGAGCUUGUUGAUUAUGUUAGUUCUGCGAAUGGAAAAUUCACAGAAACUGUCAUUCAGGAAUUAAUUAAAAUGGUGUCUUCAAAUCUGUUCAGGCCUCUUACUCCUCAACCUCGUGAAAACAAAGUAUUGGAAGCUUUUGACUUAGACGAAGAUGAACCCCUGAUGGAUCCUGCAUGGCCGCAUCUGCAAAUUGUGUAUGAGUUCUUUCUCAGAUUUGUAGCAUCGCCAGAGACGGAUGCAAAAUUGGCUAAGCGAUACGUUGAUCACUCUUUUGUUCUAAGGUUAUUAGAUCUCUUUGAUUCAGAAGAUCCAAGAGAAAGGGAGUACUUGAAGACUGUUCUGCACCGCAUAUAUGGAAAAUUCAUGGUGCACCGCCCUUUCAUUAGGAAAUCAAUCAACAAUAUAUUUUACCGGUUUAUAUUUGAAACUGAGAAGCAUAAUGGAAUAGCAGAACUUUUAGAAAUUUUGGGCAGCAUAAUCAAUGGAUUUGCACUUCCACUGAAGGAAGAGCACAAAUUGUUCCUUGUUCGAGCUCUUAUUCCACUUCAUAAACCAAAGUGUAUACAAAUGUAUCAUCAGCAGUUAUCUUACUGCAUAACACAAUUUGUGGAAAAGGACUGCAAGCUCGCUGAUACUGUCAUAAGAGGUUUGUUGAAAUAUUGGCCUAUCACAAACAGUUCCAAGGAAGUAAUGUUCUUAGGUGAGCUGGAGGAGGUUCUAGAAGCUACUCAGUCUCCGGAAUUCCAACGCUGUAUGGUGCCUUUGUUUCGUCAGAUCAGCCGUUGUUUGAGCAGCUCACACUUUCAGGUGGCUGAGAGGGCUUUGUUCCUAUGGAAUAAUGAUCAUGUUGAGAACCUAAUCAAACAAAAUCGUAAAGUUAUACUGCCGAUAAUCUUCCCUGCAUUGGAGAAGAAUGCUAGAGGCCACUGGAAUCAGGCGGUGCAAAGCUUGACAUUAAAUGUCCGCAAGAUCUUUUCUGAUAUCGAUUCUGAACUCUUUGAAGAGUGUUUGCAGAAAUUCGAAGAAGAUCAGGCCCAAGAAGGGGAGGUAAAGAGGAAACGUGAAAUGACUUGGAAGUGGUUAGAGGAGCUUGCUGGAAUGAGCAAUGAGCCAGUGCUAGUUUCUCGUUGGACAACACAUCAUCCACCAUCUGGCUAAAGACUUAAUAUCUUUGUUGCUGUUGCUUUUCCCUUGAGCAGUUGACCAGCAUGCUAAUUUAGGAAGGAAACUGUGAAAAGGAGGUGGGGUCCGAUACAUCCUGAAAAUUUUGCUUUCCCAGGUCUCACUUUGUGGUAACACAAAUUGAGUUGGAUGCCAACUCCGUGCUCAUAUUGAGGCAAGGACUGUGUACAUAUGGAGUCGCGUAACCGGAGAACCUCAAGAUUUAAAGUCUGCAGUCCACGCGUCGCUGGAGUUAAGUUUGGUUAAAGUUAAUUUGGUGUUUGCUUUAUUGGAGUUUGGUGUGAUGAGAUUGGAAAAUCAUCAUACUUCAGGUACAUGACUAAAGUUCCUUUUAGGUUGCACUUGAAUCUCUGUACCGUCUUAAUAUAUGCUUUGACAUUGUAGAUAAUCUUGGGCAUAUUCAAAGCAAGACAAUUUUAAGUUGCAAUAUUUAAGAAGUUACUAGUAGUAAUUCUUUUGAAUUCUCACACUGCUUGCAAUGAAUAUUUUAGAAGUUCCCUUUUCA
Molecule: messenger RNA, 2619 nt
Organism: Lycium ferocissimum
Lineage: Eukaryota; Viridiplantae; Streptophyta; Magnoliopsida; Solanales; Solanaceae
Product: serine/threonine protein phosphatase 2A 57 kDa regulatory subunit B' theta isoform-like
Exons: 4
Coding region: 528-2090 (520 amino acids)
Biological process (GO): signal transduction
Cellular component (GO): protein phosphatase type 2A complex
Molecular function (GO): protein phosphatase regulator activity
Source: RefSeq, a predicted model, not a curated record